AUGGCGUCGAGAAAUACCCUCCGCCGUGCCCUUCUCUACAUCCCCGGAUCAUCGCAACGCUUCAUUGACAAAUCCCGCUCCUUGACCGCAGAUUGCGUCGCCUAUGACCUCGAAGACAGCGUGACUCCGUACAAGAAAGCGGAAGCUCGCUCGCUAGUGCGGAGAGCGCUCGACCAGCCUGCUCCGUCUGGGAUCCGCGAGCGCGCGGUCCGCAUCAACUCUGUCGACAGCGGGCUAGCACUAGCGGAUCUGACCGAAGUCCUCCAAUCCCCCAAUCUCAGCACCAUUGUCAUUCCCAAAGUCAAUUCCGCCUCGGACCUCACCUUCGUCACGGACGUCAUCACCCACACCAUCUCGCAGAAGUCCCAGACACAGGAUGGACACCCGCGGCCCCCCAUCUCCCUCCUGGCGCUCGUCGAGUCCGCGAAAUCCCUGACAAACCUCACCCAAAUCUGCGCAGCGACACCCCUCCUCCAGGGCCUCAUCUUCGCUGCAGAAGACUUCGCCCUCGAUCUCAGUCUCACACGCACCCCGUCCCUGAUGGAGUUCCUGUUCGCACGAUCCGCCAUCGUCACGGCCGCGCGGGCAGCAAACCUCCCGUCCACGAUCGACUUGGUCUGUACGGCGUACAAGUCAACCAAAGGCGAUGGCUCCCCGCCCGCCGUGCUUGAGGAAGAAUGCCGCAGCGGAAAGCAGCUGGGUUUCAAUGGGAAACAGUGUAUCCAUCCCUCGCAGGUGGAGACGGCACAGCGGAUCUACGGGCCGGAAACGGACGAGGUUCAAUGGGCGGUCCGGGUGGUGAUCGCGGACGAGAAAGCCGCGCAGGCUGGCCGGGGCGCGUGGACUCUUGACGGGAAGAUGAUUGAUAUCCCCGUUGCGGAGAAGGCGCGCUCCAUUGUGAAGAAGGCCGAGGCGUGCGGGUUCGAUGUUCGGGAGUUGCGGGAGAAAUGGCAACAUCAGGAGCCUGAAUAA
Messenger RNA from Aspergillus clavatus NRRL 1, 972 nucleotides. RefSeq names its product HpcH/HpaI aldolase/citrate lyase family protein. NCBI's taxonomy places the organism in Eukaryota, Fungi, Ascomycota, Eurotiomycetes, Eurotiales, Aspergillaceae. The transcript has 3 exons. The coding region runs from base 1 to 972 and encodes 323 amino acids. Gene Ontology annotation, biological process: oxaloacetate metabolic process. Gene Ontology annotation, molecular function: catalytic activity; magnesium ion binding. The record is from RefSeq and is a predicted model, not a curated record.